AUGCCUCUCACCACACACUUCACACUGAACACCGGUGCAAAGAUCCCCGCGGUGGGAUUCGGCACCUGGCAGGCCGGGCCGCACGAGGUUGAACGCGCUGUUGAGACCGCCCUGCGCUCCGGCUACCGCCACAUUGACUGCGCCGCCAUCUACCGCAACGAGGCGGAAGUUGGCGAGGGCCUUCGCAAGAGCGGCGUGCCGCGAUCCGAGAUCUUCAUCACCGGGAAGCUGUGGAACACCAAGCACGCGCCCGAAGACGUCGAGUCUGGUGUUGACAAGACGCUCCAGGAUUUGGGCACGGAUUACCUGGAUCUGUUCCUCAUGCACUGGCCAGUAGCGUUUAAGCCGUCAGACAAGUGGUUUCCCAUUGACUCAAAUGGUGUCUUUGAGCUGGCUGAUAUCGACCCCGCGGAGACGUGGGCUGCCAUGGAGAAGCUGGUCGCGAAGGGCAAGGUGCGCGCCAUUGGCAUCUCCAACUUUACCAAGCAGCGUAUCGAGGACCUCCUCACCAAGACCAAGACGGUGCCGGCCGUCAACCAGGUCGAGGCACACCCCUACCUGCAGCAGCCUGGCCUCUUGGACUUCUGCAAGUCCAAGGGUAUCCAGCUGGCGGCUUACUCCCCUCUCGGAAACAACCAGACCGGGGAGCCAAGAACGGUGGACGAUCCGUUGGUCGGUGAGCUUAGCAAGAAGCUCGGCAUCGACGGUGGCCAGCUUCUCGCUUCCUGGGGUGUCCAGCGCGGUACGGUUGUCCUGCCAAAGAGUGUCACUCCCAGCCGAAUAGAGUCCAACUUCAAAGUCCAGGAGUUGCCGGCAGACGUCUUUGACCAGCUGAACGGCCUCGAAAGAAACAAGAGGUUCAAUUGGCAGACGAGAUGGGGCUUUGACAUUUUCCAGGAAUUAGGAGAGGAGGAAGUCAAGCGUGUCGCGCAAGAGACGGGCCCUGAAAACCUCAAAAAGUUUACUAUUUAG
Messenger RNA from Colletotrichum spaethianum, 972 nucleotides. RefSeq names its product alcohol dehydrogenase [NADP(+)]. Gene Ontology annotation, cellular component: cytosol. The transcript has 2 exons. The record is from RefSeq and is a predicted model, not a curated record. Bases 1 to 972 code for a protein of 323 amino acids. Lineage: Eukaryota; Fungi; Ascomycota; Sordariomycetes; Glomerellales; Glomerellaceae. Gene Ontology annotation, molecular function: aldose reductase (NADPH) activity.